AUGCCUCGCCCGGUGGCGGCAGCAAACACGGCGACGAUGCUGUUUUUGCAGGUCCUGGCCUGGCUCGUCGCCCCGGCCGUCGGCAGCGGAGACGCAAUCGGGAUGGCCGUCGCCGUCGAGGCGUCCAACGACAACGGCGGCAGCAGCAACAACUGCCCGGCCCACUACUACAGCUGCGCCAGCCAAGGCUCGCAGUUUGACGGCAUCUGCUGCCCGUAUGACCAGGUCUGCGCGCUGGCCGGAGACAGUCGGCCGGCCUGCUGUCCAUUGGGUGCCGUCUGUACCGGCAACGCACCCUCAACCUACGUCACCACCACGGCCGCCGCUUCGUACGUGCCCAAUGGCUUCUACUCGUUUCCAUACCUGCUGCCGGCCGGCAUCGCCGCCACGACGGCACUGGCCGACAACAAUGCCUGCGCUGCGGUCGUACAACAGUGCAUCCGGACCUUUUCGCAGUGCACAUCGGCCCUCGAGAACAGCGGCAUUAGUAGUGGGUCGAACAAUGUUGGCCCGGGUGGCGAUGGCGAUGGCGAUGGCGGUGCCAUUACGGUGGUGGUCGCCGGAUCGACGACGAUUACAAAACGGGGUGUGCUGCCCACCGAGGCUGCCGGUGUGAAACGGGCCAUCAUUGGCAACCCGACCACGACGCUGGCGGCUGCGUCGGCGGCCGGCGUCUGCAGCAGUCUGAGCAACCAGGCGUGCGGUGGCUUGCCGUCCGAUACGGCUGGGUGCUCGACUCUCUUCUCCGGUCGAGCAGCACAGACUGGAUUCUCGACGGGUAACGACACCACACGGCAGAGAAGCCUGCCGUCGUUGGGGGCAGUUGUUGCUGUUGCGGCUGUAGUAGGCACGGCGAUGAUGAUAUUAUGA
This is a messenger RNA of Sporothrix brasiliensis 5110, 870 nucleotides long. RefSeq lists its product as uncharacterized. The coding region runs from base 1 to 870 and encodes 289 amino acids. The transcript is spliced from 2 exons. The record is from RefSeq and is a predicted model, not a curated record. NCBI's taxonomy places the organism in Eukaryota, Fungi, Ascomycota, Sordariomycetes, Ophiostomatales, Ophiostomataceae.